CGUCCGGGAGGGCGGCGGGGAUCGGCGGCCUGGGUGGGCGGCAGCCGCCGAGCAGUCGCUUUGGGCUCUGAGGGAGUACCCGCCUCCUUGGGGCCUGAGCCUGUGUCCUGGUGGGGUGCUGUUUCUAGCUAUUCGCCGUUCUGUCUUGCCUUGGGGGUGCGCCUAGGCCUAGGUUUGUGCGUUGUGCGGGCCCCAGCGGCUGGCGGGGCCUUGUGGUGACCCGGCCCUGUUCGUGGGCCUUUCUGGUAGUCCUGGCCUGUCCGUUCCUGCGGCCGUGGGCGAGUUCGUGUCCCCUUUCUUGCGCGCCGGGAGGGCCCGGUAGUGCAUGUCCUGGGGCUGUGUGUAGAGCUGCUGCUGUUUGCCCCCAUCAUCUAUCGUAUUAGACAAGAAAAACGUCACUCAGGGAAAAAACAAAAUGGCAUCAGGGACGGUAAUGAAUGCCACUUCCUCGGGAGGGUCAAAUGACGUGAGCCUGGAGGAACCAAAGAAGAUGACAAGGGAAGACUGGAGGAAAAAGAAGGAAUUAGAAGAACAAAGAAAAUUAGGAAAUGCGCCUGCUGAGGUGGAUGAAGAAGGAAAAGAUAUCAAUCCUCAUAUUCCUCAGUACAUAUCCUCAGUACCAUGGUACAUAGAUCCAUCUAAGAGACCUACACUAAAGCAUCAGAGACCUCAGCCAGAGAAGCAGAAACAGUAUAGCUCCUCUGGAGAUUGGUACAAACGAGGCGUACAAGAGCAUGCGAUAGCGACAAGAUACCGUAAAGGAGCUUGCGAGAACUGUGGUGCAUUGACACACAAAAAGAAAGACUGCAUGGAGAGACCCAGAAAAGUUGGAGCAAAAUACACAGGCAUGAAUAUUGCGCCAGAUGAACAUGUACAGCCUCAACUGAUGUUUGAUUAUGAUGGAAAGCGAGAUCGUUGGAAUGGUUAUAACCCAGAAGAGCACAUGAAGAUUGUUGAGGAAUAUUCCAAGGUUGAUCUGGCCAAACGUACACUGAAAGCCCAGAAGCUUCAGGAAGAGUUAGCAUCAGGAAAACUGGAGCAAGUGAACUCCCCAAGACACCAGUGGGGAGAAGAGGAACCAAAUUCACAGACAGAAAGAGAUCAUAACAGUGAAGAUGAAGAUGAAGAUAAAUAUGCAGAUGACAUUGAUAUGCCUGGGCAGAAUUUUGACUCUAAAAGACGUAUCACAGUUCGAAAUUUACGUAUUCGGGAAGAUAUUGCAAAAUACUUGAGGAAUCUAGAUCCAAACUCUGCUUAUUAUGAUCCCAAAACAAGAGCAAUGAGGGAGAACCCCUAUGCCAACACAGGCAAGAAUCCAGAUGAAGUUGGUUACGCAGGUGACAACUUUGUUCGCUACACUGGAGAUACCAUUUCAAUGGCACAGACUCAGUUGUUUGCUUGGGAGGCUUAUGACAAAGGCUCUGAAGUUCAUCUUCAAGCAGACCCUACAAAAUUAGAGCUACUUUAUAAGUCCUUCAAAGUGAAAAAAGAAGAUUUCAAGGCACAGCAGAAAGAAAGCAUCCUAGAAAAGUAUGGAGGACAAGAACAUCUGGAUACCCCACCAGCUGAACUGCUGUUAGCACAAACAGAAGAUUACGUGGAGUACUCUAGACAUGGAACAGUCAUCAAAGGACAAGAGAAAGCUAUUGCUUGCUCUAAAUAUGAAGAGGAUGUAAAGAUCAACAACCAUACAUGCAUUUGGGGUUCAUAUUGGAAAGAAGGCAAGUGGGGUUACAAAUGCUGCCACUCAUUUGUCAAGUACUCGUACUGUACAGGAGAAGCUGGGAAAGAAAUUGCUAACACUGAAGCAAGCUUACUGGAAGAGCAACCCGGGGAGGAGGAACAAAUGACAAAACCCAAAACGCUAAUGGAGAUCCACCAAGAGAAACAGAAAGAGAAGAAAAAGAAGAAGCACAAGAAGAGCUCAAAUUCAGAUAGUGAGGGUGAAGAGAAAAAGAAGCAAGAAAAACUUAAAAAGGCACUAAAUGCAGAAGAAGCUCGUCUUCUCCAUGUUAAAGAAAUCAUGCAGUUAGAUGAGAGGAAGAGACCCUACAACAGCCUGUAUGAAACCAGGGAGCCAACAGAAGAGGAAAUGGAAGCCUACAGAAUGAAACGGCAGAGACCUGAUGAUCCCAUGGCCUCUUUCCUUGGACAGUAGUCCCAGUGAAAUCAUUCCAAUACACAAGACUCUUUUUUCAUGCUCGUUUAGAACUCUGUGGAGUUGUAAGCUCAUUUACAACCAUGUGUGGAAGUGCCAGAAAUAGCAGAGACCUUUUUUUGCACCAAAGAAGCUGGUGAAAAUUUCUUUCAGCAGACAUAAGCAGUCCAAUACUUAGAGCAAUUUUGAGAUAUGUGUGUAUGUAUAUAUAUAUACAGUCACAAAUGUAUAUAUGUACACAUACAUAUAAAAAUUAUAUGUACCUAUAAAAUACAUACAUCUACUCUGUAAAAUAUUUAUUGGAAGAUAAAAUAUCUGAUGCUGGAAUUCUAGGUUUGUUUGGCCAACUAAUAUAUACAUAAAGUCAUAAUACAUUCAGUAAAACUGACUGCCUAAAAAGAAACAGUCAGCAGGUGUCAAUAUAGAACAAAAAUUGUUGAAAAGACAAUUUGAUCCAGCUACAGCAGCUUCUUAUUUGUAAAGGGAGUUACCUGUCACAUGGCUUUGAAAGGAUAAAUAGUUCCUUUCUUGAUCAUUUUGUAGUAUUUUGGUAAUGUAAUAAUUGAUUGAUUUGUACAGUUUUGGUUAAAUUAAUAUAAAGGUCUUAAAUGCUGUGCAGCCUUUUUAAUGAAGAGGUUAAGAGAAGCUGACUGUAGCGCUUUUAAAUUCCGUUUCUGCAGAUGAUAACAUAUAAAUUUCAGUUGCAAAGAUGGGAGUUGUUUGUUUUGCUGUUUGAUAACAGUGUUUGUCUCACCCUGAUAACUUCCCAAAUCCUGUUAUGUGGUGUCAUACCAAGUGUUGGGCUCCAGUACCUUGGGAUAAUGCGAAGCAGCAUCUGCUUUGUGGUUGGCAACAGUAGUCCUUACACUGGGAGUUUUCCCCUUCAACUAUUAAAAGUGGAAGUAAUGGGUGAAAAACUUCAUGGCACAACUUUAGAAAUAACUCUCAAGCCUUCCAUUAUGGCUUAAACUGUCUUAUUAAACAUGCCUUUUAUAACCACAUUUAAUGUGGUUAUAUUAAUAGUAGGACAAGGAAAACACUGUAAUCCUGGCUUUUUGUUUUAAACUUAAGAACCUGAUUAUAAUUUCCACUUUGUAAACAAUGAAGGAAGUUAAAGAUACUGGAAGAAAGUGAAAGAGCACGUUUUGCCUGUAAUGGGUUGUACCUCUAAUUUCCACCUGUAAACCUGGUUUCCUUUUUUUUUAUUAGGUUUUCUCCAAGUUUGCUUCCCCUUUAUUUUAUAAGACUAAUAAAAUAAAAGUUUGCAGUCAGAUUUAUAAAACUUGAUUUUAAAAUCUCCUAGCACUUGCAAGAAAUGUAAUCAACUAGUGAGACGAAAGAUCUGGGUGUGGAAUUGUUACUACAACCAAGUACCAGGAAGGCAAAACUUUAGAGGAGAAAUCAGCUUUUGCAGAAGUUGCUUUUAUGUUUUCACAAUGUGGAUUUAGACAGAGGGGGAAAAAUAUUAGGGAUAUGGUUUUCCUUCUGCUAAAAAACCAGUGACUCACGUUCUGGGUUUCCACAGCAGCUCAGGUUUUGACCUUUCUAGGUUAUGAAUAAUUUCAAGUAAAAACGGCUCUAUUUCACAGCCACUUUGAGGACUGAAUAUUUUAAUUUAGCCCACAGAAAUGCUAAUUAUAGAAAUUCUGCAUUGGUCUGCAAUAUAGUUCUGUAUUAAAACCAUCUGCAGUAUUCUCAUUGAUGAUCUAAAAUUUAGGCUAUUUACUGUGUCUGGAACACAGUAAAUCUAGAUCCUCUGGUAGGACCUGACUGCAAACUGAUUAUUUUUCUGAAUUAGCUGAACUGUAAAAUAUUACUCUUCUCAGGGCUGUAACACUUGAAGUGUGACCAGCACAGCUCCAGCUGCAGAUACCAACUGCUCAUGUCUCACUCGGUGCCGAGUUCAGUUUGGGGGAAGAUGAGGUGUCAGAAGGGUCCGUGUUACCAUUUCCUUGAGCUACUUAGAUACCUUUCUAAAAGUAGCUAGAGGCUCAGAACUCAGAAAUACCACUGAAAAAGAGCAACUUAGGACGAACAAAUAAUUCACCAGUCGUGGCAGCCUGUAAAGCUCAGAUUUGAACACUCGUUUAGUGAGUAUUCUCCUGACAUUCCAGAGAAAAAUGGGGACAGAGUUAAAGGUGUAUGUAUUUUAGAAGCCAGUACAAUGUGUUCAGUGCUACAGAGAGAGGUUUAUUACAAAUAAAGGUGCUGAGUUCUACCCAAA
Calidris pugnax (ruff) is the source of this 4382-nucleotide messenger RNA. It is a transcript of the gene SLU7, whose product is annotated as SLU7 homolog, splicing factor. The record is from RefSeq and is a predicted model, not a curated record. The transcript has 16 exons. Gene Ontology annotation, cellular component: spliceosomal complex. Gene Ontology annotation, molecular function: pre-mRNA 3'-splice site binding. NCBI's taxonomy places the organism in Eukaryota, Metazoa, Chordata, Aves, Charadriiformes, Scolopacidae. Gene Ontology annotation, biological process: mRNA splicing, via spliceosome. The coding region runs from base 416 to 2158 and encodes 580 amino acids.